Molecule: messenger RNA, 901 nt
Organism: Trematosphaeria pertusa
Lineage: Eukaryota; Fungi; Ascomycota; Dothideomycetes; Pleosporales; Trematosphaeriaceae
Exons: 1
Coding region: 168-629 (153 amino acids)
Source: RefSeq, a predicted model, not a curated record
AAUGGACAGGCUUGGGCGAAAGCCACCGUCGCCUUCCACGAAGGCCAUUGCACGGGUAAUGCCGUCCUGGGCAUGGACAUGGGCAUGUGACAUGAGCCCAUAGCAAAUGCAGGAAUCGAGAUGCUGAUGCUGCACUGUUGCUGGACGAAUCGCCGACUUCGAAGCCAAUGGGAGGGUGGGCAGGGCUCCAGCAGCGUGGCUGGCUAUCAGAACACCUCUUCCCACCAUGUGUAUUCUCUGACCGUCCAAGAGGGGUAGGCGAGGCUGCCAGCUCAUCUGGGGUCUCGAACGCGGGAUGGGUGAUGGCGACUCUCGUGGCAGGUUGCAUGGCUCCAAAGCCUCUUCUGCUUGGUCGAUGCAGCCUUUACCGUGAAGAGCGACAGGGCUGGCGUCCGGGCGGUGUGGAUCGUCCAAUGGCGCUCGACCGCCGAGGGGAUGAGACGGCACAUGAGGCUCUGCUCGUAAAAAUCAGGCCACAGAGCCCAUCCGGCAGGCCAAAAAGCAUCCCCCCGAGGGCGAGCCAAUUUGGCCCUGUUAUUUCGCGCUAUUUCCUCGCCGUCCUGGCCCUAGUCGCUGGUCGGCCCGGCUCUAUCCACCUCCUGUUUGGGCUAGCCAAUCUGACAGUCUAGCGCGCGGGAAGGGAUCUCGCUGGGACCGCCAAUCCAUUUCGCCGGGUGUCCGUCCCUUCCAAAUCGGGUUUCAUGGCGCUCGUCUGCGGGGGUGCAGCGCACAGGCGAGGCCGACGCCGAAACCCAAACUCCACACCAUUUCCCCUUGCGACCGGCGAGGCCGACCAACGGUGGACGUCGAUAGUCGCGUCUUUGUGCUGUUUUACCGGGCGCGACGGCUCGUUCGCUAGGCUUUGACGAAGUUUGUCGCCUGCCACCGGUGUCUGGCGCGG